Messenger RNA from Salpingoeca rosetta, 1483 nucleotides. RefSeq lists its product as uncharacterized. Lineage: Eukaryota; Choanoflagellata; Craspedida; Salpingoecidae. The coding region runs from base 172 to 1275 and encodes 367 amino acids. Gene Ontology annotation, molecular function: protein binding. The transcript is spliced from 4 exons. The record is from RefSeq and is a predicted model, not a curated record.
GACUGAUUGUCACAUCACUUCAAGACACCGCGCACACACUUGCCGCACAAUCCCACUCACACACAACCGCGCCCCACGCGGCCACAACCACUCACAGACCUCUCUAUCGCAGGGAGCUUGGGCCAGAGCACAAGCUAACCAGCACACACCCACCCAAGACCUUUCAACGGCAUGUCCUAUCAGACUGCGAGUGAUCAGACAAGCGGUAGUGUUCAAACUGUUCCAACGAGCAGCUCUUCAGUCAGCCAACACGCGCAGCAGCAUCAGAAGCAGCAGCAUCAGGAGCAGCAUCACGGCCACGCACUGCGAAACGACCCACACCAGCAGCACCAACAGCACCAACAGCAGCAGCCGCAGGAGCAAGAGACGAUGGCGCCCACGGCCACCGUCAUGAGGAGAAGGAUAGACGAAGGACCUGGCAGCUUGUUCUCUGCACUAGCAGGUGCAAGUGGCAGCCAGGACAGCAACAACAGCGACAACGACUUUUUGCCGUCUUCAUCAGCAACAAAGGCAACACGAGACACAGCACCAGCACAGCGGGCGGAAUCCACGUCGGGUGGAGCCAAGGCAAGGCGGCGACAGAGCCAGCGUACACAGCCAACACAGCCAAGCACAGCCAAGCGACGAGCCGCCUCCACGGGCACGGGCCGCAAGGGCUCAAAACAACAGCAAGCGGCACGGGCAACGACGAAGAAGGGCGGAAAAGCAAAGGCAGAUCCCCUCAAACAAACGGACAUCCGACAGCACUUUGGUGUUCGCCUCACUCGCCGCAUCUCAGAGACUGCUAAGAAGGAGCAACAACUGCAGGAGAUCCAGAACAUGAUUCGAGAGGAGCGAGACAGCCCGCAUCUGGACAUUGUGGAUAUUGAGGGCAAGGGCAAGGGUGUGCUGGCAAGGCGCACGUUUGAGAAGGGCGAGUAUGUGUGCGAGUACGCGGGUGACUUGAUUACAAAGCCGGAGGCGGCUGAGCGGGAACAGCGGUAUCUCACAGAGGCGAGGGAGCAACACCUCGACGAGAUGAUGUGCUACAUGUACUUUCUUCGCCACAGGGGCAAAGUCUGGUGUGUGGAUGCAACGCACAGCAAGCGCAUUGGCCGUCUCAUCAACCACAGCCGUAGUAGCUUCAAUCUCCGCACAAAACUCUUUGAGGUUGACGGAACACCGCACCUCGGUCUGGUUGCCACCAGGGAGAUCAGCAAAGGAGAGGAGUUGCUGUACGACUACGGCGAGCGGGAUCCAAGCACGCUCCGGGCCAUGCCCUGGCUCAAGUCAUGACACGACACCCACGUGGUGGCGUGAAGACACAACAUAAACGUGCCACGUUUUGCGUUACUCGUGUAAGCAACUGAGGCAAGCAGCCCUCUCGUGGGCGAAUGUCGUGAUGAUGGUGAUCGUGCUCAGGGUGAUGGUGAUGGUGACAGUGAUGAUGAGCGAGUACUGUUACAAGCACAUGUUGGUGUGGCAAUAAACGAGCGUUGAGAAA